Molecule: messenger RNA, 1517 nt
Organism: Centropristis striata (black sea bass)
Lineage: Eukaryota; Metazoa; Chordata; Actinopteri; Perciformes; Serranidae
Gene: henmt1
Product: HEN methyltransferase 1
Exons: 9
Coding region: 5-1306 (433 amino acids)
Biological process (GO): siRNA processing; piRNA processing; RNA methylation
Cellular component (GO): cytoplasm; nucleus
Molecular function (GO): RNA methyltransferase activity; O-methyltransferase activity
Source: RefSeq, a predicted model, not a curated record
AAAGAUGGAGCCCAUGUUCAGCCCGCCGCUUCACAGACAGAGACAUCAGUUUGUCAUCGAUUUUGUCAAGAGGUACAAACCCAAAAAGGUGGUGGACUUGGGAUGCAGUGAAUGCAGCCUUCUCAAAAAACUGAAGUUUCACCGUGAAAUUGAACUGCUGGUUGGAGUGGACAUCAACGGUGCCAAUGUAAAAAAAAAGAUGCAUGGAUUAGCUCCUAUAUCAACUGACUAUCUGCAGCCAAGUUAUGAUCAGCUGCGUGUUGAGCUGUACCAGGGCUCAGUCACACAAAAAGAUGCCCGCCUCAGAGGAUUUGACCUGGUGACCAGUAUAGAGCUCAUCGAGCACCUCACUCUGGCUGAUGUGGAGUGCUUUUCUGAGGUGGUGUUUGGUUACAUGACCCCAGGUUCAGUUAUCAUCAGUACCCCAAACUCUGAGUUCAACCCCCUUUUUCCAAGACUAGCAGGUUUCAGGCACAGUGACCACAAGUUUGAGUGGACCAGAGCCGAGUUCAAGUCCUGGGCUCUGAAGGUGUGUUUGGAGUACGGCUAUGAGGUGACAUUCACUGGUGUUGGACAGGCACCACCAGGCCAGCAGGAGGGAGUCGGCUUCUGCUCCCAGAUUGGCGUGUUUCAUCGGCGUGGGGGGAGAGAGUGCUGCAACAUGUUGUUUUGUGAUCAUACUGAGAAUGUGUUUUCAUACACAUUGCUGUAUAGUAUAAACUACCCCAGCCUGCAUGACAACAACAUCAAGCGGAGGGUUCUGGUCAGUGAGGUGUUGUACUGGGCAGAAAAGCUGAAGAGAAGUUGGAUGGCGAAGAAGACUGGGGAGAGAGAUGACACUUUUACACUGUGCCAGGCUGAGGGUGAAGGGGAGGACUGUCUCAGAGCGUUGGAGCGAAACAUGGAAAUGGAAGAGAAACAGACAGCAGCUUGUGGAGCAGCGAUGAGAAAUACGGUGGAGCCUCAGGAUGGAGAGGAUGGGGGACUGUUUUGGACAAAUGACCGAGGAGAACAGGAGUCUUCUGCAUUGCACAGGUGUGUGUGUGUACCUCUGACUCUGCUGUGGUCCAGCUCCCAAAAAGUCAGUGCCCUGAGUGGAAGUCUCAGUAAUCUCAGACAUCUCCUGAUGGAUGACCCCGAAGUUAAAUUGAGCCCGGACGGCUCUGCUGUGCUCCUAAAUUACCAGGAACAAGACCAUGAAAAUGAGGGAGAGGAUCCAGACGAUUUGGAGGACAGCGGGUACGCAGAGGCCAGGCAGUGCUCCCACACCGCUGAGCCAGAGGAAGAUUGGGAGGCAAAUGUUUGAUCUGGAAGAAAAACAGCUUUGUUGUCAGGACCAGUAGGUGACUUGUUUCCUCGGUUAAUUAUGGACAGUGCAGUUAUGUUAUCAGUUCCCAACUGCACGGAAGAAAAUAGGCUUUUGGGACAGCUAUUUUGUGUUAUACGUUAAUAUCCACUGGCCUCUACAAUAAGAGUACAUAAAUGGUACAAUAAAACUCUAAAUGAGAGAAAAUCUU